Molecule: messenger RNA, 1691 nt
Organism: Olea europaea var. sylvestris
Lineage: Eukaryota; Viridiplantae; Streptophyta; Magnoliopsida; Lamiales; Oleaceae
Product: F-box protein SKIP31-like
Exons: 9
Coding region: 224-1390 (388 amino acids)
Molecular function (GO): protein binding
Source: RefSeq, a predicted model, not a curated record
CGAGACGCGGUGAAAUGCCACGCAAAUCUUGUUCUUUCUCUCUCCUCAUUUCAUCCCGUCGCUUUUCCCACCUUCCGUAAAUCAACGGUCCAGAUUCGACGAUGAUCUCACCUUGAAUUUUCUGGUGGCCUUACUCCCUGACAACACCCACCGCCUACACAUAUACAUAUGCGUACCCGUAUCCUUUGAUCAGUUUUUUUACUUGAAAAUUUUCGUAAUUGUUAUGGCUUCUGAUGAUGAUGAUGAUGAAGUCCUCGCUCAAUUCCUGGAAUCUGAAGUCCUGGCUGAACUCUCCGAUGAGGAAGAACUGAAGACAGUGGAGGAGACAGUUGAGUUGGAGGACGAUAAAGCAGAUGAGGAAGAGAGAGAUGGAAAAAGAUUGCAUGUUGAAGAGGAUUUGCUAAGUGAAGAGGAAGAGAAGAAACAGCAAGAAACAAAGAGAAUCAGAGUUGAGGAAGGUGAAAUCAGUGAAGAGGGAUUAUCGAGGGCAUUGAUAUCUUCUUCUUCUUCUUCUUCAUCAUCCUUGGAAUUGGGAGCUGAAGCUGUCUUGUUGCCUCCAAAAAAUGGGAUAAUUAAAGUCAACAAUACAAAUAAUGGCUGGGAGAAUAGGGAAAGCAGACGGGUAUCUAGGAGGAUUGAAAGUGGGGUUUGUAGUAAAGUCCCUCCUGAAUUGUUCCAUCACAUCCUCAAAUUUCUCUCAUCAGAGGAUCUUAGUGCUUGCUCAUUGGUGUGUAAAUUCCUUAGCUAUGCUGCUUCAGACGAGUCCUUGUGGCGUCGCCUAUAUUGUAUGCGGUGGGGUCUGCUGCCUCCAAAAAAGCCACGGGAAUGUGCUUGGAAGAAGCUGUACAUUCAGCGUGAUGAAGAAGAUAUGGCAGAGUUUGUUAGGGGCUGCCCUUCUGAAUUUAAAGAAUAUUACAUCCAAAUGCAGGUGGCAAAGAGAAGCCAAGCACCUCUUCCUUCUCAGGUGAAUGAUGACCGUAUAAUUCUCGAUAAGACACUUGCCGAUCAAGUCUCUAUGUGGAAGAGUAGCCGAGGCCUGGCUGACACAGUGGUAGCUGAUCAUGCUUGUUCUGGGGAAAGUUGCACUUACUAUCAAAUUGGUGACGUAUUUGUUUGUGAAAAGACUGGGCAUGUCCAUGUUUGCGAUGACACGUGCAGAGAAGUAAUUCCUGAUCCCAUGAACGAGCUCUUGGUUUGCGUCAUUUCUGGACGCUGUUUUGACAGAUUGCUGUCACCAGCUGAAAUGGAACCUGAUGCUGAACAGCAGCAAGGUGGUGCUACCGAUGAAGCAGAGCCAUUUAUGGGAUCUGGCCGUUUUGCUCGAGCAUACCAACUUGGAUAUAGUUGCAAGGACGAGCAAGAGCUAGAAGCUUGUUUGAGGUUUUGCUGAUCUAGUUUUGCAUGUGUAGCUGCUACUGUAUGCCUAAAAAAUCGUUCGAUGAUUGGCAAAAUGGCACGAAAAAUGUUUCUCAACUUGUAUGUUGUGAUUUCGUUUAAAGAGUGAUCGUCACAAUUCCAUGGGUCAAUUAAAAGUAGAUCAAUUUAUUGAGGGCAUCAAGGGGAAAAAUAAUUAUUUCUGUACGUACCAUUAGUCCCUCAAGUUUUGAAAGGAUUUUGAUGUUUCUGUUGCAUGCUGAAAUAAUUGUCCACUAGGCUUCUACGUUAGCCACAAAAGAGCCCUAUUGAAUGUU